GUUUGGCUCAAUUUAGGGCUUGUUGACCUAAGUGGGCAAACUGUUUGUACUUGCAAGAAGCGCUUCUGGCCCCGGCAGUCAACGCCAUGGCCGAGGCGUGGCAGAUGAAUGAUCUGCUGUUUGCACGGGAGCCGAUGAAGGUCCCGGUGCCCGCGGUUGCGGUACCCGGCCCACCACCUGGCCUGGAAGCGUUUCUGGCCUCCAAGGACGAGAGCGUCAUGGACGAUGACAUCUCUACCCAAGUCCGCGAUGAUGGAAGCCGAGCUGGUAGCCGAGCCUCUAGCGAUGUAGGCGGCACAGGCUCUUUCAGCGAGUGCAAGUUCCUUCUGGAAGACCUGCAAGAGUUCCGUAUGUUGCUGCUCGGCCGCGUGAAUUCAGCGAUCACUGCUCUAUCAAAAGCUGACAAGGACCUCGCUGUGGCUGUGGGGCAUCUUCCACCACAGAUCGAGGAAUUGGUGAACGUUGCUAGGGAAGUUGCCAGUGAGCUCACGUCCGCCUGCCAGAACGAGAUGCUGAUUGUAUCUGGAUAUGGGGCGCUUGGACAUUCUGAGCCUGGCAGAAUCCUAUGUGAGGCGCUGGCAGUUCUCAGCAGCUUGAGGAAGCGAGCCCGCAAAGUACGUGCUGAGUACUUGGCGAUCCUGGAGUGUAUUCGCUAUGUGGCGCUGUGCAAUGAAGCCGUUUGGGCCGACACCUUUGAAGGGACGCCGGACUACCGCCAGGCGGAGCCGCGGUCGUUGGACCUCUGGGCCCUGGAGUCCUUCUCGGGGCUGCGGGCCGUGAGCGAGGCCACGGGCUCCGAGCUGCUGGAGCUGAGUCUGGGCCAUUUGCGUGCGGCAACUGACCUUAUGGAGGAAUGCACAGACUUCUGGAUCAUGCUGCACAAUACAGAGCUCCAACUUCCCGAGAUCAAGGAGGGAAAGGUUGCGCCAAAGAAACAGGCCAAGAAAUGAAAAGCCAAGGAGCUCGCUCUGAAAAUACCCCGAAUUCAGUGGCGCUCGCACCUAUUCAUGCUUGGGAAGAGGAUAGGGGUGUUCCAAAGA
Messenger RNA from Effrenium voratum, 1040 nucleotides. The record is from the annotation of a GenBank genome assembly. NCBI's taxonomy places the organism in Eukaryota, Dinophyceae, Suessiales, Symbiodiniaceae.